Messenger RNA from Mesorhabditis spiculigera, 531 nucleotides. The record is from the annotation of a GenBank genome assembly. Lineage: Eukaryota; Metazoa; Nematoda; Chromadorea; Rhabditida; Rhabditidae.
AUGAGCGUCGUGUACCUGUUGCCGAUGUGCUCGGGAAUCACGGCGGGCAUCGUCGCGGAGACGCAAUAUCCGGGCGGGCGUGCGGCGAAGGAUAUUAUAAAGGUAAAUCCCCAAUUCCUAACACUUCACGAGCCGACCUCCUACAACACUGCCUUCAUCAUGGAUUUCAAAAAACCGUGGAGUCUAAUAAGCGGCGCCAUGCUUCUCGUCAAGUUCAACUUCCAUACUGCUCUGAUAAUUAUCCCAUGCGUAUCCAUGUCCGUUCAAAUAUCCUCCAAAUUGAUUUCUAUUCGACAAGCCGAAAACAUCCGGCACUUUUUGACGGACGUGGCUUGUAUCGGGAUGGCAUGCCAGAGCACAGCCUGCAUCAGUUCGGCUAUUUUCCUGAACCCUGGCUCGCGGAAUUACGUCAAUGCGGCCUGGCAGCGGAUCGUGAAGCGGAAAGUCGUGGAAAAGGCGCCGAGAAUCGUGACGAUCACCGAAUUCGGCAGUCCGCAUCGAGAUACCCCGGAUCUGGCGGUGCACCAUCAU